Messenger RNA from Pecten maximus, 6410 nucleotides. RefSeq names its product APOBEC1 complementation factor-like. NCBI's taxonomy places the organism in Eukaryota, Metazoa, Mollusca, Bivalvia, Pectinida, Pectinidae. The record is from RefSeq and is a predicted model, not a curated record. The transcript has 11 exons. Gene Ontology annotation, cellular component: nucleus. Gene Ontology annotation, molecular function: mRNA binding. The coding region runs from base 93 to 1865 and encodes 590 amino acids.
GUCAACCUUUCACCCUUGGUCAGAUAACAGGACCGUCUGCUAUAAUCUGUUAAAAGCAUAUGGCGAUAGGUCUGAAAAACUAACGACACACCAUGGAGGAGAAACAAGGAGUCGUUGGUGCACCAAAUGAGGCAAACUUGUUAAAACUGAUGGAAAAGACAGGUUAUCCUAUGAUGCAGGAAAAUGGACAGAGAAAAUACGGACCCCCUCCGAAAUGGGAAGGACCAUCACCUUCGCGGGGAUGUGAAGUUUUCGUGGGUAAAAUUCCCCGCGAUUGCUAUGAGGAUGAACUUGUACCUGUGUUUGAGAAGAUUGGUAACAUAUAUGAGUUGAGAUUAAUGAUGGAUUUUUCAGGAAGCAAUAGAGGCUAUGCAUUUGUUAUGUACACAAACAGAAGUGAUGCACAAAAAUGUGUUCGUGAAAUGAAUAACUUCGAAAUCCGAAAGGGUCGUCUGCUAGGUGUGUGCAUUUCUGUUGACAAUUGUAGAUUGUUUGUUGGAGGGAUUCCGAAAACCAAAGGUAGGGAAGAAAUUCUCCAAGAGAUGAAAAAGGUGACAGAGGGAGUUACAGACGUGAUUGUUUAUCCAAGUGUUGUAGACAAAACGAAAAACAGGGGAUUUGCUUUUGUUGAGUACGAGAGCCACAGAGCAGCAGCCAUGGCCAGGAGAAAGCUUAUUCCGGGACGGAUUCAGCUCUGGGGAAAUCAGAUAGCAGUGGACUGGGCUGAACCAGAACAAGAUGUUGAUGAGGACACCAUGUCAAAAGUACGGAUUCUGUAUGUAAGGAACCUAAUGCUGAACACGACGGAAGACACUAUUCAGCAGUAUUUUUCCAAAGCUUGUGGGAAUGAGAACAGCAUUGAGAGGGUGAAGAAAAUGCGAGACUAUGCAUUUGUACAUUUCAAAGACAGGGGUGAUGCUCUGAAGGCCAUAAAAGCUACAAAUGGGAGCAGUUUAGAAGGAUCAUGCCUUGAAGUUGUACUUGCAAAACCUGUGGACAAAAAUGACUACAGAAUGUAUGCUCGAGGAAAAACUGCUAUGCAAGAGGAAGGUGCAGAAGACAGUUCAGAUUGUUCAAUGCAGUACCUGAAUCAGGCCUAUGCUCAGUUCAAUGUGUUUGGGGAAGCUGCUGCGACUAAUGCAAUGUAUGGCCAAGCUUAUUCAGGAUCAGUUAGUGUAGGAAGAGGAAGUGGAUUUCAGGGUCGCACAGCUGUGGGGAUACGUGGUGCUCUCCGUGGGCGUGGGCGAGGAUCAGCAGGUGUGCGAGGAGGAAGUACACAUGGGGGAUACAACUUCCUAGGGAGGGGAACUUACAGGAGAUAUGCUACAGAGGAACGUCUUUACGACAUUUUGCCUGGCAUGGAAUUGACACCCACUAACCCUGUCACACUUAAACCUCAAACUGUCAAAACACCAGUUCAGGUCCUGGAGGAGAUUUGUCAGAAGAAUGCAUGGGGCACCCCAACAUAUCAACUACAUUCUGCAAUGAAUGCAGACAUGCAGCUGUUUUUAUAUAAGGUUACCAUUCCAGCGAUUGGAGCAACUCCGUUUCAGCCAAGCAAACUGUGCAGAAAUGUGGAGGAAGCUAAGAAUUUUGCUGCUGAGUUUGUUAUGUCACAGCUAGGGAUGCCAUUUGAAGGUUCUGAGGUUGCCAAUCUUGCUCCCAACCUGUAUCAGGGACGACCCAUCGGACCUUCUUACCCCCUGACUAAUGGUGCAUCAGCUAUCACUUAUGCCUCCUCCAUGCCAGUAGUGACCAGUGCUCCACCCUCAUAUGUGGUAGCUCACGGAAAGAUGCCACCUCCACCACUACCAACACAGAUUCCUUAUGACUUUGGGGCAGCCACACCGUAUGCCGCCAUGUGAUUGAAUAGACAGUGAUAUUCAUGUGUGUUUUUAUUUUUCUCUCUUUUUCUUUAAACUGUUAUAUGAUGUUACUAUUUACAUAUAUAUGAAUAUAUAUUUGGGUUUAUUAUACACACUGAUGGACAUUAUUUGAGUUAAGUUUACUCAGUUAACAACGAGAAAGUUUUACAACCAUGUUAAACACAGCUCCAUUGUGUUUCCAUAACACUUUACUAUGAUAUAAGAAACAUGAAGAUUACAUUAAUAUCAGCUGUGCACCAAGUGUCCUUCUUCAACAAUGGUUGGACAGAUGUACAUUGCUGUUCUAUGAAUACAUUUUCUUAUUAAUUGAACUUCAAAACUUAGAAAUGUUUAGAUUUUUGUCAAAAUAUUAACAACCAGUCCAAAUUGAUGUGUUUGAAGCAUAUUGCAAAUGUUUGGGGUUCUUCCCAUAACAGUCAGAAGAAUUGGAUUGUUAACUGAGGUACAUGUCUUAUUAGCUUUUCACUCCAAACAUUCCAUCAUCCUGUGAUCAAGUUUAAACAUUUGGAAGUUUAUGGAGUGCAGGUUUCAAGACAUUUCCAUGACAUAUGGUGCUCAAUAAUGAACAGUUUAUUUUUCUUUUUAUAUUUACUGUUUUUACAGACACAAGUGUGAGAGGUAUUUUGGUUUUGUUUUUUGACUACUAUGAGAGACGAAAUCAAAUUUGCAUGCAAGCAAUUGAACUGUGUCUGCUGAAAUUUGUUCUUUUGAACAUUUAUUUAGUGGUUGAAUAUUGUUUUUUUUUAAGUCUUUUUUUAAGACAAAUAGAAGUUUUACACUCCUAAUGAAAAUCUUAAUUGAAAGACAUAUCACAUUAAUGUUACAUUAGGGUGGUAUUAUUUACCACAUUAAAAGUAAAUUAGAAUUGUAAUUUAAGUCAAUUUUCAUCAAUACCAUUGUAGACUCACAAAGGUUUUCUGUGCCAAAGCAGAGGAAUUUUCAAUGUUCAAACUAAAAUAUUUCAUUGGCAUUGUGGCGAUAUACAAAUACAUUCUAUGAUGUUGGAAAAUUUGAAUUCCAUUCAAAUUUUUUUUUCUUCUUUCAUUAUACUCUGCAAUUUUUAAUGCAUUUCUGAGAAAUUUGAAUUAAGAUUUAUUUAUGGAACAAGAAUUGCAAUUUAUACUAGAAAAAAUUGACAUUUUGACUUGUUGAGUAAGUGUUAUGGUAUGUUUACAAGCAUCAAUAUCUGGUAGAUUCCAGUGUAUUUUCUGGAAUACAUCUUUCCAGGCUUUAAAGCAAUACAUUCUUGUUCAUUUUGGUAAUUUAUAGGAAAGGUAUGGUUUUAAAUUUUCUUUUUAAUUUAAUAAAGAUUUUUUUUCUUUUCAAAAAUCAAAGUGUUUUUAAUUAUAACUAUAUAACUUCCACUUAAAAUGCAUACUACAUAUUUUUAGUACUGUAGUACAUCUAUGAAAACAAUCAAUAUUUUUGUGACGUUUCUUGCCAUAAACUAUCUGGUCAAUAUAUAUACAUGUAGUUGAGAACUUUUCUCUUUAAAAGUUGCAUAAUAAAUGUUGCCAUUUGCCAUUUUCUAUAAAAACAAACCUAACGAAUGAAAAAGUGCAAGUUAAAAAGUACUGUAGUUAAAUGAAAAUAAUGCCAAAUGCAGCCUGCACAAUGUUUUUUGUCCAAAAUGAUGUUUGAAAUUAAGUGGACUUAAUAUGAACCAUUUAGUAUGUAGAAGAAUAAUUCAUGAAAAUAAUAUUUAGUUUGUUACAAUAAGCUUGAAGUAACUAAUUAUGGACUUGUAUAAGAUCAAUAGAAAAAUCAAAGUAUGACUAGUCAGCUGAAAUUACUGUAAAAGUUAUUAGAGGAAAUCUGACUUUAGAAAUAAUGGAUAAAUCAUCUCGGAGUUAAUCUCACACAUCAGCUUCAAUCAGGAGUGUUUGCUAAUUUAUGAAAGUUACUGAUUAUGCUGUUGAAAUUGCAUGCCUGAUAAGUUUAAAUAAAUGUUGAAAAGAAUUGCAGAUGAUUUCAUAACUAAUGCAAAUCUCUUGCCAUGUAAAGAAUGAAAGGAAAAAUCUGGUUGGCAAGUAGUCACAUGUUAACAAUUUGAAACCAAUGUUGAAAAUAUAUAUGUUUUCUAGUGUGCCAGAAAAGAAUAUACAUGUGUAUACAUGCAGAUUUAACAUAAAAUCAUUACCUUUUGGGGGAAUAAUAGACAAAGUGCUAAAACAUUAAAAAGACAACAUAUUUUUUUCUGGCACAACUUGGAAUUCAUUUUAGUAAUAAUAUAAUUUGGUGGUGGGUGUGAUAAUUUAUCUACUUUUAAAGUAAAGCUUGAUCCUAUACAAUUAUAUUAGUAGUAGCUAGUGCGUAUCUUCAAUUCCCUUGUUAUUUGUGUUUAUUUUUGCAUUCUGUUGUCAUUUGGUAUCAGUUUGCAUAUAUUAAUUGAUGACAUUUUUAAGCAGAAUUAUUAUAAAGUUCAUAUAGUUUAAUAUUCAGUUAUGCAUUUGAUUUAUAAUAUAGUAUUUCAUUUUGGUAUUGAAUUAACGAGCUUAAUAUUGUUUUGGAUGGUAUCAGGAGAAAUAAUAGUUUUCAAACUUUAAAGAAUCUUUGUUCUGUUAUAACUAUGAUAAUAGCACAAACAUGUGUCUUGAAUAUAGUCGCAACUAAAGAUAAAUUAAUUCAUUGGUAAGAAAAACAAAAUUUUAUAUUUGAUCACCAUGUUUAUAAAAUGCACUCUUAGUAAAAACAUUGUCAUUAUAACUAAUAUUGCCUUAGUUUUGUACCUCUUCUGAGAAGUUCUCCUGAUACCUGGUAAUACAACUAUUCUUCAUGUUUUAAUAUAUUAGUGAUUUAUUGUAGAUUUUGCUAGUUUGAUUUAUAAUAUUCCUUUCAUUUUAAUCUAGAAUUUGAAUAUAUGGUUGCUUCUUGAUUGGAUAUUUGGUUCUAGCUGAUCAUUGUGAUCUUGUUUUAAAAUGUAAGUUCAAAGCAGGUCCUUCUAUUUUGUUUUUAACGCAUCCUGGUGACAGUUAUUUGGAAGAAGAAAAAAUCUUAAUGUUAAUAUAUCCUUGCGAUGUUGUUUUAAAACAGAUAUUUGUGAUCUUCACACCAUGUUGACCAGUACUUUGUCAGAAAAGUGCACAUACAUUCAUGAUUUGAAUUCGUACCUUCAUUGUUUUUCAUCGAGUUUGUGUACAACUAGUCUUAUUGGUGUUUUUGUUUCAUUUACACAAUAUUUAAUAUUGCACUCUUGUUAUUGCUUAUAUUUUUUAACCAUUUACUGCAAAUGAUGGGUCAAUGUAGCAGCUAUCUAUGUACUGUUAUACAAGUUUAUAUUUAUUUCUCUCAGGAGUUUACUUUCUCCCUUUUAAUACUUGUGAACCCACUGUGGUUAUGGCAACACUUGUACUCUGUGAUAUUUUGUGCACCUGUUGUGUGCAGGGCAAUUACUUUCGCCAUUUUUAUCAUCGAUAAAAAGAUAUGAAAAUUUUUUGGUAACAGGUGAUCCAGCCUAUGUUAAUUAUGUGUGAUUUGACCCUUUGCAGUAAAUCCAUAUUUUUGUGCCAUUGGUAGGGGACUUAGUCCCUAUUUUAUGAUUGGUUAGAAAAUCACUGAAAAGAAAUUAUAUGUGAGAUUGUUAGGAAUAAGGAAAGAAAUUACAGUGUGAUCUUGUUAAGAUUUAAGAGUUGGAAUCAAAAUGUAUCCUGAAAUUGAUGAUGAAACGGUUAAGACUAUGAAGUUAAAGAAGAUUGUUAUUCAACAAAGCAAUAUCAAAUUCGUGUAUAUGCAUCUGUUGUUUUUCAAAGAUAUAUUUUCUUAUCCUUAGUACACAGAGUACGUAUACAUAUUUGAGUGGAAGAAUUGUACCUUUAGACAUGGUGGAUAUGUUUUGAUUCCAAUAGAUCGGUUCCAUUGAUAUUGCUGUUCUCAUUGGUCUGAAGUGCCUAUGUAAAGAUGUUUAUUUUGGCCCUUUGUCAGAACUCCUGUACAGUAUUUCAGAGGUUGUGAACUUGUGAUAUGAUUACUGGCAACAUCUUAAAGAUAAAAUGGAGCCUUUCUAGUGUGACGAUUUGACAUACUUCAUACCCAAGAUGAAGAGAAACUGUUCAAACAUAUCUUUAAUGAAUUGGUCUGUGCUGCUUAUAACAGAGAAAAUUCUGGUAGUAAUGAUGCUAUUACAUUUCCAGUUAUAAGUCUCUACUUAUUUUUAACAUCAAGCUGGUAUUAAAUCCACACCAAAUACAGAUAAUCAAUGUUAUCAAGAAAAAAAAAGAGAAAAAGAAAGUUUUUAGCAGAUCUAUUCUUGCCAGUCUUCGAUCUGGUUAAAGAAAAGGAACAUUAAUUUUGGAUUGUACUGUUUAGUACUAUUAAUAAACAGAUAAGUUGUUGGGGGUAAUGAAGUAUGUCAAAAAAGAGAAAUUGUGUUUUUGAUAAUAUUUUAUCAAAAUUUAUAAAAGUUGAUUGUUACAACUGGCCUUCUGAAGGACGUGAUUCGACACCAAUCCUAUUUAGUCCCAUUUACAUACAAUAACAUUCCAAGUGACAAUCAGAGCUUUAUCAUAAUAAAGUUAUAUAAUUGAU